UGGCUACAUUACUAGAGCUUUCACAGCUAUAAUAACGCAGUUAAAAAUGCAAAAAUGACGAAAGUCCUUUAUGUUUUAUUGGUAUUUCACUUAAUGUUUUUUUUUAAAUGCAACGCUAACCUCAAAAUCAAUGGCAACAGCAGUGCUGUUAAAAAGCAAGGGUUUAGUAAAAAACUUUCUUUAUUCAAAGAAGAUCAACAAGCUAUUGCUCGUGAAAUUUUAAAAAGAGCUCGAGUCAACGAUAAUAAAACCAAAGACCAGCAGCGAAAACCGGAAAACGUAUCAAACUCAGAGAAAAAUAUUUUAGCCCUUCGUAAAGAAAAGUAUUUACCAAAUAAAAAAAAUAUAAGCUUAAACAAUAAAAUUGAUAGAUCAAAUAGUAAUCGCAAGGUUUUCCAUAAAAAAGUUGAUAAAACUUUAAAGCAAGAAAAAAAUAUUUUGACGCAUAAAAAUAAACAAUUGUAUAAUGGAAACAAAAACCAAUCAGAACUUCGCAAUAUGACAAAAUCUUCAAACAAAAAGCCAUCUGGUGUUUCGACAAGAGUUAGCGAUGAAUACCAGCUUAAACGACUCCACGCAUUAAAAGCAUUAAUCCACAGUGUAAUAGUAAGUACAAAUGCAAACAAUGAUUCAAUGUCAAUCAAGAAAGUAAAGGAAAAAUCUGAAGAUGGUUUCAAAACCAAACUUAACAUUAAUCCUAAAGAAACUCAAAGUUAUUAUGUUUACAACGACAGUAGCGACGAUAUUGUUACGACUACCCCACAAGAUUUAAAACGUCAUCGCCAAAAGUUAAAAAGUGAACACUUAAACAGAACCGUUUUGAAUGAAAAAGCUCUAGACGGUGGAAAAAUUAACUCAAGUGCUGAUAGUUUACUUAAAAACAACUCUAAACUUAUGAUUAAAAACCAAACAAUUUAUAAUUCUGUUACCAUGGAUCCUGUUGAUAAAAAACACACAGGCAUUGGAAGUUUUCAUAUUCUUUUUAACCCAAUGAACGACAGUGAAGACUAUCUUUCACAUAGAAAAGCAAAAGCACAAGAUAUCAUCAAAAGCAUAGAACUUAAAGUUUCAAAAAUGCAUAAUAAUGAACCAGCCAAACCUGACCGACCAGAGCAGCAAGUUCCUAAAGGCCUCAAUUUAGAAAAAAUUGGUUACGAAGAUUUUUGGGAACGGUUAGAGAUGGAAAGGAAUCAAAAAGGCGAGACAAUCAAAGAAAAGCUUGAAAGGUUAGAACAAGAAAUGAACGAAAGAAUGGAAGAAGCAAGACAACGAUCUGAAGAGAGGCGCCAAGAAAGACAACGCCAAUACGAACAAAAAUGGGGAAAAGAUCUUUAUUCAAGAAAUUCUGCAUUAAUUUCUGAAAACAGAGGUAUUGAUACCCCAAUUUUAUAUAAAAAUGUUUCUAACAGAGAAUCUAUGUUUAAGCCUAAAAACUACACUUUGUUAAAUAACACCGCGUUUUUAGCAUUCCACAACAAAAAACUUCAUGAUUAUAUCUUUUCAAAGUACGUUAAUUCACCAAGAACUCAUAGAGAAUUCGAUGUUAAGCAAGGAAACAAACUAAUGAUUUCUAAUGAAGAUGAAGACGAAGAAAACGCGUAUAAACAAAAAAUUCGAUUUUCAGAAAGCAUGCCAUUAAAUCAAGAAGAUAUUGAGGUUGGGGCUUUAGGGGAUUCUCAUCAAUGGCAAAUUAUUAGCGAGGAUUCAGUCGUGAAAGAAGAUACGGUAAAUAAUCAAAACAAAACAUCUGUUAAAGGCUCGCCUAGAAUUAAAAAGAAAUCUAAACAGACAAAACUAGUCUCAGAAAGUUUAGAAAAAGAAAAUAAAACAAACUCAUUAAGCAAUAAUAUUGGUAACAAAAGUCUUGUUAACAAUACUCUUGGUAACAAUGGUCAUGAUGUCAUGACAACAUUACAAAAUAGUUUUAUUCUCCACGGAGACAACGAGGUUUUAUUCAAAAAGCCUAUAGAUGACUCUUUUUUAGGAACUGUUUUUUUAGAAACGCCAGCGUCAUUUAACGUUCGAAAAAAGUUAGAAAACAAGAUAGAAGACGAAAGUAAACAGGAACAUUUCAAAAAGCGACUUGAUAAUACAAAAGAAUUCAUAAAAAACACUAAAGAUGUUAUCCAUUUACGAAAAAAUUUAAUUUAUUACCCACGAGCAAACAUUUUCAAACAAGCAAGAAGAAUAUAUCCGAAGAAUGUUUUGAAAACUAAUGAUAAAAAUAUAAAAUACCCACAAAAUGAAGCAUUUAACUUUCAACCGUUUCGCCGUUCAGAAGUUUCGAAAGAUGAAAAAACUAUUGACAUUAAUUUAGUUCUACCUAAACCAGAAACUCAAUCUAUCGCUCCUGCAACACUAAAAGAUACUCAGCAAAGUAUUGCAGAUUUAAUACAACACACGCUGGACAGUCAGCAAAAGUCAUCAGCGAAUUCGGAUUCCUCUGAUAAAAAUAUAAUGAACCGCAUGGUUUCAGAUUUAACUCGUGCUUUAGAUAGACAACAAAUGACAAACGAGAUUAGUCAAAUAACCAAUACUCUAGCUCAGACAAUGAUGAACACUAUGUUGCUUAAUCAACGUCCUCAAGAAAAAUCACCAUCAAUUGAAAAUCUUGAAAAAGAGGUUAACAGUCUAAAAACAAGAGCAGCAGUUCCAAUAGAAUCAAUUGACUAUGAAGCGGCCGCUGUACCUUCGUUGAAAGCCAUAUUAAAAAAAAUUAAGAAAAAAAAUAGAAAGUUGAAAAAACUAAUAAGGAAAGUUAAAAAACCAUAUUUAAUGCAAUCUUCUAAUAUUAUGCCCGGUUUAGCAUCUCAAAUGCCGACCGGAGGAAUAUAUGGAGGAAUGUCAGUUGCACCACAACCUCCGCCACCAGUAAUGCCAAAUAUUCAACAAGCACCUGCACCUCAACCAAUAAUGUUUUCUGCUCCAGCGCCACCUCAACCGCCACCUCAAAUAAUUGCUGCUCCCCCUCAACAACCUCAAAUGCUUGCUGCUCCGCCUCCACCGCCAGCACAAUUAGUUGCUGCAGCACCUCAAACUCAAAUGGUUGCUGCUCAAGCUCCAACACAAGUAGUUGCUGCUCAACCUCCAACUCAAGCAGUUGCUCAAGCCCCAACGCAAGUAGUUGCUCAAGCUCCAAUGCAAGUUGUUGCGGCUGAAGCUCCAACUCAAGUUGUUGCUGCUGAAGCUCCAGCUCAAGUUGUUGCUGCUGAAGCUCCAACUCAAGUUGUUGCUGCUGAACCUCCAACUCAAGUUGUUGCUGCUGAACCUCCAACUCAAUUUGUUGCUGCUCAACCACGGCCACCAACUCGAUUAGUUGCUGCUCAACCACGGCCUCCAACUCAAGUGGUUGCUGCUGCACCUCGACCUAAAGUAGUUGCCGCUCAACCACCUCAGAUAGCUCUACAAGUUGAAGAAGAAGUUGAACCAGUAGAAAAUGUUGAAGUACAACAAGCCCCAAUAGUUCAACAAGAAAUGGUGGAAGAACCAGACCAAAAUCAAGUAUAUGUUCCUCAGACUCGUCCAAAAGUUGUUCAAGCGGUUGAACAAGUAGCGCAAGAAGUCGAAGCACCUGUGUUAACAGAAGAAUGUCAAUCAAACACCGAAAGUCCAGAUAAUCAGGAUCAAGAUUCUGAAGAUAACAGCCCAGAUUUAAUUCAAAAUGUUGAGCCAGUCCAAGAAGUUGUGAAAGAAAAAGCCGCACAAUGCCAACUGAACAGUGAUGAAAAUCUUCCGUCGUUUGAAUCCGAAGAGAUAUCAAAUCCCGAAGACUAUCAAGAUGAUGAAAACUCAAUUGAUGAACCUCAAGAUAUUCAAACUGAUGCAUCAAAUUUAAAUGAAGAUCAGCAGCAAAAUCUUCCUUCACAGUUUAACCAGUUUGAAGAUAUUAGUCAAAAAAACAAUCAGGAACAAUCAUACCAACCAGCCCGUUUUCCAACAGCAAAAUAUAAAAAAAAGCAUCGAGGCCGACAAAAGCCUUUUCCGUUCGGAGAUGUUGACUAUGAUCUUCAAAAUUACCCAGAUCCAUCUGAAACACCAAAUCAAUCUAGUGACUCUAUGGUUAAUGGAAAUAUUGAUCCUGACCGGUAUACUGAAAAACUGAGAAGAAGAAAAAAAAAAUUUCCAAACCAAAUAUAUGAUGGGCAAGUAGAUUUGGAUGAUCAGGAUAGUAAUAACAAUUAUGAUCAAAAAACUCCACUCUUUUCAAAAAGACGAAAAAACCAGAAAACUCAGUACAAAAAUAGUAGUCAAAUGUCUCGAUUACUGCAAGCUCAACUAGCUAAUAUUCUUUUAAACAACCUUGAUCUUCAAACCAAAAAUCAGCGCAAGGAUUCAAAAAAAUCAAAUAAUAAAAAUACAGAACUCCAAGACAUUGAUCAUGAUUUUAAAAACGACGAUAAUUAUAAGGUACCAAAACUUAAAUCUAAUCAAAAAAAUGUUUGGAACAUUUUAAUGAAGAUAUUGCAAUCGUCGAAGCAACGUGAUAACAAGAAACUUGGUGAUAAGAGCAUGUUAAGUAAAAAUGUUGCAGAAAGGAUUCUUUUCAAAACAGCUAUAAAAGCAAACAAGUUGCUGCAAAAAAUUUCCAAGCCAAAAUUAGAUACAAAAAAGGCUUUUUUUAAAAAAUUGGAAUCAUUUAAAAAAGUCAAAAACACAAAAAAACAUUACAAAAAACAAACAAAAAAAAACCUGCCAAAAAAGUCUAAUGAAAAACAUUUAACAAAUAAAAACUUUAACGAUACUGUCUUUAAAAUACCAAAAAGUAUAAAGAAGCACCAACCUGUAAACGUGUGGCUUAGGAGUCUUUGAGGACUACUUUGCCCAAUUUUUUCUCUUAGAUUUUUUUUAUUAAUUAUUUGUUAUAUUUAAAGUCAAAAAAAGACGUAAUAAAAUGAUUUCUAAAUUAAAUUAAAUAUGACUUUAUUAAAUUGA
Messenger RNA from Hydra vulgaris (swiftwater hydra), 4932 nucleotides. RefSeq lists its product as uncharacterized. NCBI's taxonomy places the organism in Eukaryota, Metazoa, Cnidaria, Hydrozoa, Anthoathecata, Hydridae. Gene Ontology annotation, biological process: endocytic recycling; early endosome to late endosome transport; protein transport to vacuole involved in ubiquitin-dependent protein catabolic process via the multivesicular body sorting pathway. The record is from RefSeq and is a predicted model, not a curated record. Gene Ontology annotation, cellular component: endosome.